This is a messenger RNA of Phlebotomus argentipes, 3408 nucleotides long. Its product is annotated as band 4.1-like protein 5. Lineage: Eukaryota; Metazoa; Arthropoda; Insecta; Diptera; Psychodidae. Gene Ontology annotation, cellular component: cytoskeleton. The transcript has 7 exons. Bases 313 to 2802 code for a protein of 829 amino acids. The record is from RefSeq and is a predicted model, not a curated record. Gene Ontology annotation, molecular function: cytoskeletal protein binding.
UUGACAGCGCCAGAUGUCAAAAUGGCGCUGGUAUUGUGACGGUGGAGGAGUGCGAAAUUGUUUUUCCAGCUAAAAUCACCACUCAAAUCGCCCGUGCGUGCGUGAAAAUAGGUGCAGAGGUGCCCGAGUGAUGUCCACUCACGUGUUUGGGUGUCUUCCACGUGAGAAGUGUGCUAAUUUGUGUGGAAAAUCAGGUGAUUUGUUGUGCCUCGGACGCAGCGCGUUUCGUAACUUGUGAGUGUAAGUUCUCCGGAUGGUGAAUCCGCAAGUGGGUGAAUAGCUGACCGCAAAAUCGACAAAGAUCUGCCCAAGAUGCUGCGCUUCCUCAGCAGACGGCGUCACCGGAAUCCGCGGCCCGAGGACACCGCCAGGAGUCCACACAUCAAGGCGCAGCGCAUUCCCGUGAACAAAAAUCUCAUCCAGUGCCGCAUCAUUCUGCUGGACAACACGGACCUCUCCGUGGAUCUGUCGAAAAAAGCCAUGGGGCUUGAUUUAUACGAGCAAGUGUUCUAUUCGCUGGAUCUCAUCGAGAAGGAUUACUUUGGACUCCAGUACACAGAUGCGAACAAUGUCAAGCAUUGGCUGGAUCCCACGAAGGCUGUCAAGAAGCAAGUAAAAAUCGGUCAGCCGUACACGCUGCGGCUGAAAGUGAAAUUCUACUCGUCGGAGCCGAAUGCGUUGCGCGAGGAAUUGACCAGGUAUCAAUUCUUCCUGCAGCUCAAGCAGGACAUCCUCGAUGGGCGUCUCGAGUGCGACACGCAGAAGGCGAUUGAGCUCUCGGCUCUCGCUCUUCAAUCCGAAUUGGGUGACUAUGACGAUACCGUCCACACUCCGGCCACCGUGUCGGAGUUCCGCUUCGUGCCCAAUCAGACUGAGGAGAUGGAGAUUGCAAUUCUGGAGGAGUACAAGACGUGCGUGGGCCUCACGCCGGCCCAGGCGGAGAUGAAUUAUCUAAAUCGGGUGAAGAGUCUCGAGAUGUACGGCGUGGACAUGCACACGGUGUUGGGCAAGGAUGGCUGCGAGUACCAUCUGGGCUUGACGCCGACGGGAAUUCUCGUGUUCGAGGGCAUCCAGAAGAUCGGGCUGUUCUUCUGGCCGAAGAUCGGCAAGCUGGACUUCAAGAAGAAGAAAUUGACGCUCGUGGUGGUCGAGGAUGACGAUGAGGGCAAGGAGCAGGAGCACACAUUUGUCUUUCGGCUGUACAACGAGAAGGCGUGCAAGCAUUUAUGGAAGUGUGCCAUUGAGCAUCAUGCCUUCUUCAGGCUGCGAUCGCCGCUCAAAGGACCCUCGGCUAGGCAGAAUUUCUUCCGGAUGGGCUCGCGAUUCCGGUACUCGGGCAAGACGGAGUUCCAGACGGCGCACCAGAGUCGCGCCAGGCGAACGGUUCAGUUCGAGCGGAGGCCGUCGCAACGCUUCGCGAGGAGGCAGUCGCACGUGCUACGGGAGCGCCAGAAAUCCACGGCGCAGCCACAGACGCCGGCAGAGACGCAGCAAGUGUCCACGGAGGAGACAAAUACAUCUGUCUCGGUGACGCCAUCCCCAUCGAUUCAGACUGUGAUACACGCGCCCACGAGUCUCGACGGCGGCCUGGUGAAUGGAGUGGCCAGCCUCGGCAGGAGUUCGGCCUCGUCCGCGGAUGACACGGCGGGCGAUGGAUACAGCAAAAUUGCGGCACAUCACAGCUCCUUCGGAAAGGCGUCCAUCAGCUCGGCGUUCAGCGUGAAGAGUGACAGUCACAUUGACAAUCUCCUCAAGACCAUCGCAAAGGACACAUCGGCAGCAAUGCAUGCUCAGGAGUCGCUGAACGAUGCCAACAGCAUUCGUGUGACGAUCAACAAGACGUCCGAUUUGGAGAGCAACACUGACACGCUGAAGAAGCUGGCGUCAGGAGCGGAGAAGCCCAAUAAUCAGACAAAGGUGACGAGCGUGGCUGGACCACUGCCACCAUCGCAGCUCAAGUGCAACAUUCUCAAAGCUCGCAAUGAAGAGGAAUCCGCAUCGACACCGGCAAAGAUGACCAACCAACUAUUCGUCCAGCCCCUGCCGCCAUCGUCCGAUGGACCAUCUUCCCUGGAAGCAGCCACAUUCGUCUCUGUGGGUGGUGACAAGCUCACGCUGAAUCUCACGGGAGUCUCGACAACGUCCAGUCCCACGUCGACGCUCAAUGGGAAUCCGUCGACACCCAAGAAGUUUACCGCAACGGCCAUCGAUGGCACGGAAGCGAAUGGGAAUCCGGAUUCCGUCACGGUGACGCAUUUCUCUGACCAGCGCGGCGUUGUGGAGAAAGUGAGUGUUCCUGCACUGAAUAUCUUCAGCACUGAACUGAAAUCACCGAAGAUGGACAACAAUUUGAGGGCGGCGAGCAAUUGUCUGAACAAUGUCAGCAACAAUCCUUUCUUAACUCCGUCCACUGAAAGCUCACCAACUGCCAAUAGUUGUGUCUCCGCGACGAAUCCCUUCAGGGAUGCGAUAGAGAGCGAUGAGACAACGACGACGACGACGACGACGACAUUCUUCAACAAUAAUCCCUUCCGAUCCGAAGAGCCGCUCAUUGGAUCGCCAACGAAGACGUCGUCAGAGGAGAAUUCCAAGCUGAGUGCCUUGAAUGCGAAUGAGACACAGAACACGAGUGCAGAGGAACAGAAUUCCAAGGAUGGUUUCAACACUAGUAGAAAAGUGUCUCCUGCGCCUGCGAUGGACAUGGUGAGUCCCUGGCUCGUCUCCUCCGAGGUCGUGAGUGCUCCGCAAAAGUCCAAGGAAGCGCCGAUCCUUCGGAAGUCCGUCAUAACCACUCAACUCUAAAGACUUCUUUACUGCAAUUUCUUCGACUUGUGCUUUUUUACCUUUUCUAUACCGAGACCAAGUUAAAGGUAGAUUUUAUAAGAUUUACACUUUUGCAAUAUCGAGGGGCUGUUGAGAAUCCGCGCGCGUGUUGUCAUGAAUCGAAUGUAAUUUCCCGUACUUAAUGACUAUUACAGUAGUAAAGAUUAGAGCGAUUGUAGCGUAAGAAAUGUGCCUUCUGCAUUUUUAACCGUACUCUGAGAUGAACUUUACCGCCUAAUAGAACGAUCUCAGAAUGUUUAAGUGUCCCUCAGAACCUUUUGCGCUUAUCUGUCCUGCCUUUUGCAAUGUCGGGUUGGUGGAUUAGUUGAAAAUCUCUUCCUAUUUUACACUUUAUCUGAAGCGUUCUUCUUAGAAAGUAUUAUUUACAGCAUUAAUCGAUUAGGCAAGGAGGAUGUCGAAAUAUUUCCGGUGCACUGUAUUGAGUGCCAUUUGAUAAGAGAGAGAGAGAGAGAGAAGUGUAGUUUGAAUGAGAGGAAAUGUACUUGAUAAAUCUUUUACAAAAGAACCUUUGUAACAGUUGAAGACAUUUUACAGCAGUGAAAAUAUACAAUGUAUUAGAAUUUA